UGGAGAUAGGGUCUCACUUUUUUGGCCAGGCCAAAAAAAAUCUCAAAAAAGUGAGAUUGGGAGGAUUGGACCACAGUCCUCCCAAUCUCAACCUCCAAUGUAGCUGGAUAACAGAUGCACACCUCUGUACCCCGCUGUUGGUUGAGAUGAGAUCUCAUGAACUUUUUGGCCCAGGCUGGCCUUGAACCAUGAUCCUCAGCCUCCCAAGUAACCAUGCUUACCAGGCAUGAGUUGCCAUUGCCCAGCAACAAUACAAAUUGUUUUAAUAUCUGGAUCUGUAACUUGAGAAUGAUACUACAAAUGUUUACUACCUGAAAACUAUGUUCACUGUAUAACUGGAAAGAGCAAGACUGGCCAAGAAUAUUUCCUUUCAGUACUUAUUUCUACUGGGAUGUGAAGGAUACUUUAAUUUUCACAGGUAAUUAGGGUCUUUUAAGUCAAAAAGGAGCAAUAAAUGCUUGUUGGCAGGGUUAGAAAACGUACAAAAGAAUAAGUGAAUGAAGAAAGUUUAGAUUCAACAUUCUGAACCCCCACAAUAAUUGGCCUUUUAGAAACAGAAUCUGUAAUUCUGGCUUGUGGUAGAAUUGACUUGUCUUCCUAAGGAGCUUUUUUCAGACUGGGAAUAAAUCAAGACUUCUUUAUAAAUCCUUUCAAACAGUAUUCCUUAACUAAUGCCCAUGUAACUGACCAUUCUCUUUAUUUAAUUUCACAAAAUUGGUCAUUGGAAUAAAGAAGCCAUCAAGACAAUCAGAGGAAAAAGAGUGGUUUAUUGGAAAGAUUUGAAGGAAAAAAUUAAAAUUUCAUGUGGAAAAGGGAGGGUUAGGAUAGAGUUUCCAGGAUCCCAGAGAGAAGUGAGUUGUUUUUUGGGGGAUAAUAAACCCAUUGGCUUAGAAAACAUUUGCCUUAGAAAUGUUAGAUAGUAUAGUGAUGACAACAGAGUGCAAAAGAUUAAAUUUGAGAUGUUUCUUCAAGGCCAAAUGCAAAAUCCUUCAACACCCAGCAAAAAAAUUCCUUUCUUUUUAACUCCUCAUUUUUACUGUAGUGUUGUAGUUUCAUAACCAUCUCCUUUCUCUCUAUAUUUCUGACUUUUUUUCCCCUCUCCCCUCACCUGUAUACUCUUUCCUAAUCUUGUUCAUUCCUGCAUUUUAGGAACUCUGACAAGCUUUAUAUGUAGAGAUUCAGCCAAUAAGAUUUCUGAUAUAUAGAGCUUCCUUUUCAGUGAACCGGUUUCAAACUGCUGGACUUCCUCAUAGAGUAGCAGUAAUGACAUUUCAUUAAAAUUGAACAUAAAAGGCCUGAAGGUUCUUUGACUGAUGCGUCUGUCUGGGCUUUGUUACUUAAGAGAUCCAGAAGUUGAAAGUUCACCAUUCUCAUAUUUAGAGCAGUAUUUAGAGAAAUCAGCCUUGGCAACUGCUGUCCACACUGAGGUGACAAACUGAAUGUUGGGGAUUUGCCCCUAAGCAUGCCCCCAAAGAACCUCCCUUUAUUCCUAGAAGCUGGCAGGCUUUCUUUUCCUUCUUCAAGUGGAAACCUGAAUUCUGAGUUGAAAGUGAAUCUUUGCCCUUGGCUCCUCUCCAGCAUUCCUCGCUGAGCGAAUAGGGAUUUUGGAAUGUCAGAAAAUAGAAGAGGGGAGGGGAAAAGAUGUGUGUUUGACUGUGAGUGUUUAUAUGUAAGAGCAGCUUCGUCUGGAAAGACUUAGGGAAAACUUGACUUCCUCAGACUGCUUCCUUCUUAUAACUCUUGGUUCCUUAUUUAUAUAUAUAUAUUUUUUAAGUUGUUUAACCUGAAUUUAUCACAUCGGUUACAAACUCUUACAGGCCAGUGGAGUCAAGCUAAGGGAAGACAGCAUGGUUUUCAGAGGAUUUGUAUUUCUUCCCUCUGGAUAAAGUGACAGUAGUUGUUCCCGGCUCGUCUGCAGCAGGAUUCAGAGUCAUCCUUCCUCUGGGAUUUAAUCUGGUGUCAUCAGGAACCUAAAUUCAGGUUUCAUUGAAGAGCAAGCCAAAUAAGAAGUAUUCUUUUGGGAAAAUCAGAGACUCAAUCUAGGCAUAAAAGGUGUUGCUCAGAACAAUACCCUGUACCAUGAGCUACCAGUACUGAGCACUUGUGGUUGAAGCUGAAUUGAAAAAUUGAUGGAACCCGCCUCUCAGACUCUGUUUAACUGUGGACUGGUUCAGAGCUCAAGACUAUAAUUUACAGGGCGGCUUUUAUCCUUUAUUUAGUUCUGUCCAAAGUCAUCUCGCAUCGACUCAAAAGGAGAGAUUCUGUGAGAGUAACAUACAGGGACAGUUUCUCAGCUUUGCCCGAAGAAUCAAGAGUUGAGUGUCUUUCUACAUCCUGAGGAACCAUGUCCUCUUUAUAUACUCGAAGUAAAGAAUUCACUCGGAAUAGGAAAUCUCAGUCUGAUUCUCCCCCUGCAUCUCCCUCCCCGACUGCCAAGACGCUCCGACAUGAAAGACUUUCUAGGUUGGAAUCAGGAGGUAGUAAUACGACAACCAGUGAUUCUUACGGUGACCGAGCCUCAGCAAGAGCCCGUCGGGAGGCCCGGGAGGCCCGACUAGCCAGCCUGACCAGCCGGGUGGAAGAGGACAGUAACAGGGACUAUAAAAAACUCUACGAGAGUGCCCUGACCGAAAACCAAAAACUGAAAACAAAACUUCAGGAGGCCCAGCUAGAGCUAUCGGAUAUAAAAUCCAAGCUUGAGAAGAUGGCCCAGCAGAAACAAGAGAAAACCUCUGACCGAUCAUCAAUGCUAGAGAUGGAAAAACGGGAGAGGCGAGCCUUAGAGCGGAAAAUGUCAGAAAUGGAGGAGGAGAUGAAGGUGUUAACAGAGCUGAAAUCCGACAACCAGAGGCUGAAAGAUGAAAAUGGUGCCCUCAUCAGAGUCAUCAGCAAACUGUCCAAAUAGAGCAUGCUCCAGACUUUGAAAGGGAGGACAGCAGUUUCUGCCCUGCCCCUCCUUUUCCAGUUAUGGCCUUCCAGCCAAAAAAAAAAAAAAAAUGAAUGUUUUGGUGGAAGGACUCUUUCUGAUCAUCUUCGGACACCUCCUCUGCACUGUACAUUUUCUCUGCACUCUCACACCCCUCUCCCAACUUUUAUUGACAGUUUUAAUUGAAGCAUGGUUGAGAUCACUCAAGCCAUCUGGAGAAGGCCUUGAGGAGUAAGCCAAGCUCAGCUAUGGGCCCCAGCUUCCUGCUCUGCUGCUUUGUCCACAUUGGAAUUAAUCCAAACAUGUAAGGCUUCUACCUACAGCCUUUACACUGAUAUGAGUGAGUCUUGUGGUGGCCACUCCAGACUCUGUCUGGGGUGCCAAGAGAAAGCACAGGAUGUGAAAUUAAUAAUUGGACUGCCUCAGAGCUGUGUGUUUCCUUAGGGUCCUAGUGACCAUGACUUUGCAUCAAGACUCUCUGUUCUUCACCUCUCAGGAACUGACUUAUUUUGAUUUUUUCUAUCAACAACCCAGUAACAUCCUUGACUAGUCUUAACCUCUAUUCCUUCCUUUCUCCAAAACUCAGAUGGCCCUGGCUUCACUUACUCUUUUCCUUUCUGUCCUUUUAUUCUCUCUUCCUCUCCAGGCCCUUACCCGAUGGUAUAAAAGCUGGCAUAGAGCGCCUGACCUCAGUUGUCUUUGGCCAUUAUAGAAAAUCAUUAUUCUAGAGUCUUAGAAACAUGGCUGUCAUCACUCUGGAGCUGUAGUACUAUCACAAGCCAUUUCCCCAAAGAGCUAGGAUGUGUGUGGCAGAAGUAUCAGUCCAUUCUUCUCAUUUCCCACUCGUGUGCUCCUUGUAAAAUGAUUUUCCCUAUUAGAAAAUCUGGGCUCUGCAUACCCCAGUCUGCCUCACCUCAGUCCCUUGUUUUCCUGUCCACUCUAGCACCUGUUCUAGUGGGAGAUGAAGUCAUGCGAGGAGGCCUGAGAGUGGGGAGGGUAGAUUAUUGGGAGCUAGACUAGGGGAUGGAAGCAGACUGGGAAGACAUGUAAUGUUGAGAGUAGAGUAUUUGUGGACACUUGCAGCAUUUUGAUUAUGCUGGAGGACAGUGGUGAUUAGACUUAGGGAGGGAACAUUUGCUUUCUUAGAAACUCCAGCAGGAGAAAUGACUGCUUGGUGGCAGUUUAAGGGAGUAAAGCGCUCUCAGCCCUGAGGAAGUCAUGGAAUUGGAGAGGAUCAAGGCCCACGAGUCACUUGGCCCAGCUCCAUCACAGGGACCUCUGCUGCCUUAGCUUUGACUCUUGCUCACAUAAACUUCUGGGGAAGCAUCAGUGAUAAAUGCUUGAAGCUUCCGCAGCUCUCAGAACCAGAGUUUUUACUAAUCUGCACAUGGAUGCUCCCUUCCUAGUCCUUUCAUGUGGCAUGCUUUUAUUCUUUUUAGUACUGGGAUUGAACCCAGAACCUUGUGCUUACUAGGCAAGUGCUUUACCACUUGAGCCACACCCCAGUCCUCAUGAGAGGCUUUUCAUGCCUGUCAAAUCUUGGCCAUCCUCCUCUAGAUUAAAACAGCCUUUUAGAAUAUCAUGCCCAGACCUAGACAGAGUACUCCAUAAUUCCAGCACACAAUUAAACCAUUACUUCUCAAUGAUGACCCAACAUUAAAGGCACAUAGUGUUUACUUUUUGUGGUUUUAUUCCUUGGUUCAUUUUGGGUGUGCAAGUCAUUUUAGUGUUGUCAGUGAUGCUCAGUGCUCAGAUUGGUCCAUUCUCUUAACAUAUACUACCUCUGUUAGUUUCUUUCCUGAAAAUGGAAUGGAGGAUUGUUUUCUGUGACCCUCUGAAACAUCCCAUGCUCUUAAACCAGAAGCUGUAAUUCAGGAUCCCAGUUCCAGAAUAGAAACCAUGCCUCUAACAAAACACCAGUUUUAGAGCAUAUAAGAUUCUGUCUUCUGUUUCCACCCAUUUUCAGAAGCUGCUCCUCUCUUAGGACUUUGUAUUAUCAUGGGGACACCGUAUGCUCAGUUCUCAGGGAACGCUGAAGUGGAGUGAGAAGCACCAUAUCUUUCACUAUAAUAAACAUUUCCUUCAUUCUAGGGAGAGGAAAUCAACAAGGUGUUGGCUAAUUGAGUCUCUUAGCACAUCUUUGACACUGGGGAAGAGAGAAUUGUUGCCUCUUUCUCAGGAAAAAAUAUUAUUGGGGAAGCAUUUUGCGCCUCCUCCAGUCCAUAGACCAGGUAAAGGAGUAAGAGAGAGCUCCCUCAGAGCCCUUUGUGCCUUCCAAAGCAUGGGAGACGAGUUCUCAAAGCUCGGGGGUUGUUGCACCCUGCUGCUUUACACAGCCCUGCCAUAGCACAGGGUGCUUCCUUUUAACAGGAUACUUACAAGCUGAGGAGUACUGGAUUCAACAAUGAAGAACCCAUGAAAGUGUAAGCCAUCAUGGGUGAUUUCAGGCGCAUUCUCUAAAGUCAUUAAUUCUAUGAGACAGAUAACUGAAUUCUGGUCUCUUCCAGAGAAUAAAAUGUCAUUUCUUCAGAGCCAUAUUGACUAAAAGCCCCACAGGGGCUUGGUGGUUAUAGGCCUUCUGAUAGCCAGCUGCCCUCCUUGGGUGCUGGCAACCCCAGGUCUCCUUUUCUUGCGCCGCUUGGUCAGUUUGAGACUAUGGUUCUCUCCAGUGGCCACCGACCCCAUCCUCACUUGUUGACUUGGUAUUCAUGAGCCUCCCCAGCAGCUCAAGCUGAGAAAACCAGCUGCAAGCUGCCAGCUACGUGGGCUCAGCUCUGUCAUGUUAGAAUGGGGAAGAGAAUGUUCUCAGUAUAGUUUCAUACCCUCUGUUCUCUGAUUUGAUAUUUUUUUGAUUACCAAGCCACACCUUUGGGAAUAAUGAUUAGGCCACUCCAGAAAUUCUCUGGCUGGAAUUUGCCUGUUUGUCUUUCAGGGCUACUGAGCCUUUUCUGAUUACUCCAGGGUCUGAUGGCUCCCAGCCCCCAUCUCAGUCCCUAUUGUGAGGGUUACACACAUCUCAGGUGUUGCCUCUGAAGAAUCUAAAUAGGCAUGGCUUGGGCUGGCUACUCAGUGCACUAAAUUCUCUCAUGGGCCAGCUUCAUUCAUAGUUUCUGGAAUCUCCUUGUCUCUAUGCAACUGAGGGAUACUUGCUUCUCUUCUGGAUUUUCUCUGGUUCUAUCGCAGCCCUCACCCCAUUUAAAGAGAUGUAAAUGCAUUUGUUUUUCACCGAAGCCACUGGUGGAUUUCAUAUCUCUCUUUGAACAUUUCACCCACUCUCCCUGCCUGAAACAAAACAUAUGCUUAUUUGACAGUUCCACCCAGGAAGUGAGGAUAAAAUCCCCCUUAACCUGUAGACCCCAUAAAAGUAUGUGCAAACUGCUUGCUGUUUUCCCCAGGAGUAUCUCACUGAGCCAGAGAUGAGGGAAGAAGAAACUCUCACAGCCAUACAUUUUUCUAGGGCUCUGGAUUUCUGGCCCCUUUGCAGCCUCUCCUAGCCACAGACAGACACUGUCUUCUCUCAGAAAAAGAUAGUGUUUCUGUCCAGACCAUUGUGCAAGAGAGGGUCUUCACAGUGUUGGCACUCAUUAAGAGGAGGGCCUGGGAUGAGCAGAAGCCUAGGGAAGAGAGGACUGUAAAAUUUGCCACUUGUUUUCAUACUCUUUUGCAUUUUAAAUGGGAAAGCCUAAAGGAUUCAGCAGCUAAGCCAGUGAGUAGGGCAAUACCUAGUUCUACCCCAGAUGAGCCACUGAUUCCAGAGCAGCUUAGCAGUGAGGCCACACUGCAGGAGCCCUGGUGUCCCUUCUAGUCCUACCAGGAAUCAUCGAGCCCCACAGUAUAUGCCCGCACUGCACUUACCUCUACCCAAUUAUCAGUCAGAGGUGGUCCCUGCACAAAUCUAGGCCCAAUUAUAGCUGCAGAUCUUUGUUGCCAUUCUUAUUUUUAAGGCAAGUCAAGUGCAGACCCCCUCGAGGAUGUGGGUUUCUCUGACCCAGUAAGCAAGGCAGCUUUGAGGGCAACAUACGGUGCUAUAAGAAUAAUCCACUGGGAUUCUGCACAUCUGAGUUCUGGGGCCAACUCUUCUAUGUAGCCAUGUGACCCUGGGCAAGAUAAUCUAUACAAAGUUCCUUUCAGCAUAAAAUUCUAUGAUAUAUUCUUUAUUAGGAAGAUCAGAACAGUUCUUAAAGUUGAAAUUUCUGCUUCAAAAAUUUCCUCCUUUUAUCUUAAAAAAUUCAAGACCAAAAUUCUUGUUUUCUUCCAGAUUCAAACUGUUUAACAUCAGCAUAUCAAGGUUGACUUCUCAUCCUUGUUGGAAACUGAGUUUAAUAUUGAGGGUAAUUGAAUGGUGUUGCAAUUGCUUUCCCUUGUAAAAGGUUUGGUAAGAAUAUUAAAACCUGCAGAGAUGGAAAUUGGAGCUCAUGGGGAAAUGGGUAGAAUACAAUUUGUUGCAGGCAGCCUUGGACAAAUUGUUUUAAUAGGAAAUAGAUAUGCUGUUUCCUAGGUGUCCUCAAUCACCUCUCCUCAGCUUUCUCAGCUGUGAUCUGCACUGGCUCUCAAUAUCCAAACAGCAGACUAAUUGCAUUUCUGCUUAGUACCAGCUGGUCCUAGUCUUGAACUCUGCCUUUGCAACAGUAAGAGUUUUCCUCAGUAAAAACCCUCAAUCUUUGGUUCUGUUGAGCUCCUCCUCUGACUUGAGGCUCUCAGAAGAAGGUUCCGAUGCUGUUCAAGAUGGUCUUUCCUUUAAAGCAGGUCUGCAGAGGAGUCUAUGAGAGCAGUAAGCAUUUACAAACCAUACAGCCACAUUGCAUAGAACAGAACUUGGCUCUCAAGACUCCUGCAGGUCUGGGUUUGUGCACAGUGAAGGGCAGAGACCCUGGAAGUAGAGGUGGCCUGUGUUCUAUGUUAGGAAAAGAGCAAAUGGCCAGGGGCUUUGAACGUGAGCAGGAUGGAGGCUGUGAGCACUGGAAGGAAGAAAAUGAAGCUUCAGCACAUGGAAGUGAAUUCUGUCUCACUGAUGACUGCAUCCCUCAGCCAUCAGCUGAGCAGAGGUUUUAAUCAGCCUCCCUAAUGGGUAUUGACACUGCUUAGGAGCAGUAGGCCCUGCCAGGGAUGGCUAUCAAUUGUUUGUAUCUGAUUAGAUUUGAAAAAUAGAUCAACUUCAUUAUAGCCCAGAAACUGUCAUUGUCACAGCUACUAAGGAAUGAGGUGGUCUCUUGAGGGCUGAGGAAAAACAAGCUCUUGACCAGCCAGUCAGCAACUGCAUCCACGUCUCCUUGAAAGGCGGUGGUGGGUCACAGUUGACCUGAUGUGUACCUUACAACCCAGUGUCUGGAAGCCUCCUUGGAAAGAUGAGAGGAGGGAGUGUCUAAAGACCCUGGCACUGAAGCAUGCUCUGGCCUUGCCUUAAGAAGCUUUGACAGUUUGAGGAUAUCUUCUAGCCUGUGUGAAUGCACAUGCAGCUUAUUAGUCCGGGGCUUUCACAGUGAGGUCUUGCUUGAUUAGAAACGAGAACUUAGAAAACAGUCUUACCCAAAUGUAGUAUUCUGUUAAUUCAUCUUUUGUUUUUCACCCUCCCUACCAGUUCCCCAAAGGACUUCUCUGAGCCGUUCACCAACUCAUUUGCUUAUCAUUUUGAACUGUGAAUUUUCCAGUGACAUUUUGUUAUUUCUCCAAGUUUUCCCCUAAUGCUUCCAAUAAAAUUUUACUUGGGUGGUCCCUGAGGGUGACACCAGGAUGCUCUUAUUCUCUUCCAAAAUAAGCAUACACCCUUCCCCCUUCUUUUCCCUCUCAUCGCCCUCCACAAUCUUUAUACCUUGCUUCCUCGCUUGAACCUGGUGGUGCUUUAGAGGGUUUCUGUCAGUUGGCCAAGAUUCUUGGAGGAGUGUGUCAUAUGCCACACACCCCCAUCCCCUCUCAAGUUUCAAAGCUCCCUGGCUGUGCCAAUGACCGUUCAGAGAGGUUUGACUUGUAGGCCCACAUGACUCCUCCACAGCUCGGCCAAGGAGACUGUGAGUAGCCAUGUCUGGCUCAUUCCAUCUUUCAUCCUGAGAGGUGUGACUAGUUCCAGCUUAAAGCAGAAGUAUGUCUUCUCAGUACAAACUGGAUCAGUAUGUCAAUGUAUCUGGUAACAGCAACCUCAGUUCAUUCCUGCCUGGCAAGAAAGGCACACCGACUUGGGGUGGGGGGGGCGGUUUGCUCAUAAGAGCCCCUGUUGAGCUCCCUAAGCCAGAGGUGGGGAUCAGAGCACAAAUCCUGAGCAAGGGACACUGGAGAGCCAGCAUCAGCUC
This is a messenger RNA of Castor canadensis (American beaver), 9210 nucleotides long. The record is from RefSeq and is a predicted model, not a curated record. Lineage: Eukaryota; Metazoa; Chordata; Mammalia; Rodentia; Castoridae.